UCAAUUAGAGGCAGAUUGUUAGUGAAGUUGUUUGGUCAGAAACUAGUCAAGCAGUUAGCAGAACCAUUAAAUCAGAUAAUGGGGGGAAACCCUUCCACUGCGACUGCUCUGAGUUUGUGCCAAAUAAUGUGAACUUUUUAUUUCAACUACCCUGGGUCUGUACUAAUCUUUCUGAGCAGAGUAGGAUUUCAUGGACCACUGAAAUUAGCCCAAACACAGGGACCAAACAGCGAGAGGAACAAAAUAAAGCAGAGAUUAUUAAAAAAAAAAAAGCUUGUGAUUUGGCAGCAUUACUUAAAUUGAUACAGAGUAGGGAACCACAUAAUAUCUUUCUGCUUUUCUGGAUCAUACAUGCACAGACAAUAAUGCUCCUGUAAGGAUAUUUUUCUAUAUGCAAGUUCCUUGUACAUAGCCUGGGAGUGUCAAGAAUUUAGAAAACUACCAAAAAUGGAUGGGUGACACAUUGCUAUCUAGAUUCAUGGCCUAUAAACAGGGAUAGAAAGAAGAUACAAAUCUAUAUGAUCAGCAUUAUGUGGGGAGAGCCCAGUUACUCAGCCAUUGUAUUUUAUAUUUAAACAUAUCCAGUAGGAGGAUUCAUGGAGCUCCAUGAAACAUUUUCAGAAAAACUUCACUGGCCUGAGCAAGAGCUCUCUAAAAAGUCAAUCUUAAAUCCAGAAGAACAUAAGCUGAUCAUUAAGAAUGAAAGCAGUCUUCAGCACCUGUCCUCUGGAAUCCUUAAGGAUAUUUUCACAACAGGAACCAGUAGCUACAAUGUCCUUCUGCAAAGCAAAGAGGAGAAAAAACACCACUCUCAAAAGCUGUCAUCUGCCCACCACAAGAGGCACAGAAAGUCCACCAAGUCUUCUACUACCUCGCGAAGCAACGAGCACCGCAAGAUCAAAGUCCCACUGCCUUUGCUCAGCAGUGGCUGGUAUUGCACGAACAGGCAGCCAUCCAUCUUUAUCGCUAGCCCAGUGUCUAGCAGUGUAAAGUUUACACACAGUAUUUCUGUUGCAGGGAACAGCAUAGGACUGCCACCUAGACCCAAAAGCAAGGCUAAGAGACAUUAUUUUUCUAGUCUAACAAAGCCAAAGCAGCCUCAAUUGUCAAAAAGCCAUGGUAAAGAGGUAGAUGUCUCUGGCCGAAAACUCUGUAUACUAACUGCCAUCAAGCCUUCCAAUGUGGAAAAAGAGAAGAUUAAAUUCUUCAAGUCUGAUUUUACCUAUAAUCCUCAAUUUGAAUAUGCAAAUCCUGCAUUGCCAAAUGUGUUAGCUAAGCACAGCCAAGCAUCCAACAAGUUUCUUAAACAGUCUGUCAGUAUUAUGGAACGGACAUUGCAGAAAUAUGGAAGCUAUGAAAAGUUUGAGCAGGCUACAGGAGGCAGCCUGCUACCAAAAAGUCGCAUUUGGAAUCAUGUCAGGAAAUACAUGGUGAAAGAAGGCUGCCUUGGUGAGAUUGUAGUUCAUCUCACUGAGGACCUGCUUUCUCGUGCCUCAAUGACAGUGGUGAAUGGCCGCCCAACUCUGACUAUCAAUGUUUCCACUGCACGUGAGCACUGGCUAGAAGGGAUGCUGAGGCAUGAAAUAGGAACUCAUUAUUUUCGAGGUAUUAACAACAACAGCCAGCCUUGGUGCAAUUGGAAUGGACGUAAAAAGCUUGGGUUAAAGCCAAUCAACCCUACCGAGGAAGGCCUGGCGAGUAUUCACAGUGUCCUGUUCCGAAAAGACCCCUUUCUAUGGAGGGCUGCCCUUCUCUACUACACUGUCUAUCAAGCUAGCCAAAUGUCCUUCAGUCAACUCUUCCAGGAUGUGGGGAGAUUUGUCAAGGACCCCAACACUAGGUGGGAUUACUGUGUACGAGCCAAGAGGGGGUGGACUGAUACGUCCCAGCCAGGCUGCUUCAGUAAGGAUCAGGUAUACUUGGAUGGCAUCCUCCAAAUCCUAAGAUACAGGGAGUCUAUCGAUUUCCACUUGCUGAUGGCUCUUGGAAAGGUCUCUUACGAGGAUGUGGAUCGCUUGAAGGAAUUUGCGGUGAUCGAGAACAUGAGAGUACCACACUUCUUGCAGGACCAUAUCAGAUACAUGGAACAUUUGGAAAAGAUCAUGGAGGUGAAUGAGCUGACUGACCAAGAGCUCCAGGAUCUCAUAGUGUAACAGUCAGUCUUUUUUACCAGAAAUCUGUUCUGUAUGCAGCCGGUUAUACAGAACUGGACUUCACCACAGCCUGCAAAACUAGAAUGAAUCAAUUUUGGUUUUGUUUUCUGGCAAAAAUCUAGACUAUUUAGAUUUGUUAAAUUUUUUUUUU
Mauremys reevesii (Reeves's turtle) is the source of this 2304-nucleotide messenger RNA. RefSeq names its product KIAA0895 ortholog (gene MATCAP2). Bases 597 to 2153 code for a protein of 518 amino acids. Lineage: Eukaryota; Metazoa; Chordata; Testudines; Geoemydidae. The record is from RefSeq and is a predicted model, not a curated record. The transcript has 8 exons.